Messenger RNA from Filobasidium floriforme, 735 nucleotides. RefSeq lists its product as uncharacterized. The transcript has 5 exons. The coding region runs from base 133 to 660 and encodes 175 amino acids. The record is from RefSeq and is a predicted model, not a curated record. Lineage: Eukaryota; Fungi; Basidiomycota; Tremellomycetes; Filobasidiales; Filobasidiaceae.
CCUCGAUGGCGAGGGCGAUGGUCAUGGCGAUCACAUAUAACAGCAACUGUUCACUGCUUCAGGAGGUAGCUAAGACGUCUACCUAGCCACCCAUCAUAAUCCCAGACCUCUACCUCGAACACACGAUCCGAUAUGGCUCCUCGCAACAUUACACCCAAGGACACCGUCGUCACCGUCUCGUCGACGUUUGACAAAUCUUCGAACAAGAAGAACCUGCUGGAUGGGAACGAAGAGACUUGUUGGUCAUCUCAACAGGGCCUCCCUCAAUCGAUCUCCCUCAAAGUCUCUAAACUCACUCCUAUCACCCAUAUCGCCCUGACCUUUCAAGGCGGGUUUUCAGGGACGACAUGUUCCGUCUACCUAGCUUCCGAUCGACCGGGAAAGGCAUCAGAGGGGGUGGAUCUGGGGUUGAUCUUCGGAGGCAAGAUCUAUCCGAAGGAUUCUAAUGGGCGACAAGUCUUCACCCUGCCAAUCCCUGAAGCCCUCCCGGACACGUUCCACGAGAACGGUAUCCACAUCGACUCCGAGACCAACCAGACGACCGCAGAGAAAGAUUGGAUCAAGGAGGUAAAGCUCGAAUUCGAAAAGAGCGCGGAUCCUUGGGGCAGGAUCGUCGUCUACGGGGUAGAGCUCUUGUCGGAUUACACGGGAGAGUUCUGAAAAGGGCAAAAGAAGGGGGAUGUUUUGUAAUUUUCAGUUGAAGGGUCCGGACAUAUGCAUAAUGACGAGACGGAG